AUGUAUCGUGUGAAGGCGAUUGAGGUGGCAGAGGAAUACCAAAAGAACCCUGGAUUGACACCUGAUGACAUUGGAAAGCUACGUGAAUGGCUCACUACACAACCCCACCUCCCGUCGAAAUAUAUAACCGACUUGGAUCUAAUCCUAACGUACCACUGCUGCGAGAAUAGUGCCGAGGUGAGCAAGCAGGUGUUGGACUUGCAUUUCACGCUAAAGACCCUUUUCACCGCUUUCUUCAGCCAACGCGUCCUCGAUCAACGCCUGCGCACUGCACUCACAACUGCGCUGAUCCAGCCGUUGCCCACACCUUCCGUAAACGGCUACAGAGUCAUAUACUGCCGUUUGCUCGACACUGACUCUAAAAACUUCAUCUUUUCUGACAUCGUCAAGCUUUUCUUAAUGGUAUUCGAGCUGUGGCAGUACGAAGAAGGAACCUGGCCAGGUUUCGUAAUAAUGGUCGAUAUGGACCAGGCGACGUUGGCCCAUAUCGCCCAACUGGACGUCAUGAGCGUAAAGCAGGUGCUAUACUUCUUGCAGGAGAGUAUGCUUGUGAAACUAAAGGAGGUGCACUUCCUGAACGCAACAUCUUUGAUCGACAAACUGAUGAUGCUUAUCAAGCCCUUCAUGAAGAAGGAGCUGCUUGACAUCCUUCGUAUUCACCAGCGAGAUUCUGACACGCUAGACCCUUUCGUGUAUUCUCACUCUCUACCCAAAGAGGACGGGGGCGACUUUAAGAGUAGGAACAUACUUAAAGAAGAGCAGUUGAGACGAAUCGAGGCAAACCUGGAGUUUUUCGAGAAAGAAAGUAAGAAGCGAGUGGACGAGUCAGUUCGGCCGGGCAAGAAGACCACCAUCGAAGAUGUGUUCGGAAUACAAGGCAGCUUUAAGAAACUCGAUAUAGAUUGA
This is a messenger RNA of Pieris macdunnoughi, 906 nucleotides long. The record is from the annotation of a GenBank genome assembly. Lineage: Eukaryota; Metazoa; Arthropoda; Insecta; Lepidoptera; Pieridae.